Messenger RNA from Phyllostomus hastatus (greater spear-nosed bat), 1134 nucleotides. RefSeq names its product transgelin 3 (gene TAGLN3). Lineage: Eukaryota; Metazoa; Chordata; Mammalia; Chiroptera; Phyllostomidae. The transcript has 4 exons. The record is from RefSeq and is a predicted model, not a curated record. The coding region runs from base 248 to 847 and encodes 199 amino acids. Gene Ontology annotation, molecular function: protein binding.
CCACCCUCACCCCCCAAACCCGCAGGGGCUUUAUUCUAGAGUCACUGGUGCGUGGCUGCGCUUUUCUUUUCUGUUUGUAGGUGAAACCCCAGUGGCUUCAUUGGCUCCUUGAUUUAAACCACGCCCGGCUUUCUGCCCGCUUUGCUGCUGCUGGGCCAGGCGGCCCAGCCACAUCCCAGCCCCGCGCGCAGGGAGCCCUGGCUGCUAUUGUGUGGAUGCCGCGCGUGUCCUCUCUUCUCUUGCAGAGAUGGCUAACCGGGGCCCAAGCUAUGGCUUAAGCCGAGAGGUGCAGGAGAAGAUUGAGCAGAAGUAUGACGCUGACCUGGAGAACAAGCUGGUGGACUGGAUCAUCCUGCAGUGCGCUGAGGACAUAGAGCACCCGCCGCCCGGCCGGGCCCAUUUUCAGCAAUGGUUAAUGGACGGGACGGUCCUGUGCAAGCUGAUAAACAGUUUAUACCCCCCUGGACAAGAGCCCAUUGCCAAGAUCUCAGAGUCCAAGAUGGCUUUUAAGCAGAUGGAGCAAAUCUCCCAGUUCCUGAAGGCUGCGGAGACCUAUGGUGUCAGGACCACUGACAUUUUUCAGACAGUGGAUUUAUGGGAAGGGAAGGACAUGGCGGCUGUGCAGAGGACCCUGAUGGCUCUAGGCAGUGUUGCGGUCACCAAGGAUGAUGGCUGCUACCGGGGAGAGCCGUCCUGGUUUCACAGGAAAGCCCAGCAGAAUCGAAGAGGAUUUUCAGAGGAGCAGCUUCGCCAGGGACAGAAUGUGAUAGGCUUGCAGAUGGGCAGCAACAAGGGCGCCUCCCAGGCGGGCAUGACCGGGUACGGGAUGCCCAGGCAGAUCUUGUAAGACCACAGUCUCUGAGACAAAGAAAUAGUUAGUCACCUUCUGACCUUUCUCAGAGCCUCCUAUCCCUGAUUUUUGCAAGUGCUGCAUUUCUGCUGAGAAUCCACGUUGCCUACCGCUGCCACCUUGUGUUCAUUUAGAACUAUGCAAAGACUCCGCUUCCUCCUCCUCGGCUCCUCCUUGGCCCUCAAGUCUCCGUUCGUCUGAUUAUUUAUUUAUUUAUUUGCCAACAAUUUCCCUCCUCCACUUACAGAACACACCGAAUAAAUGGAUUAGUCUUGUGUCUUAAA